This is a messenger RNA of Oncorhynchus masou masou (cherry salmon), 3524 nucleotides long. RefSeq names its product leucine rich repeat containing 41 (gene lrrc41). The coding region runs from base 270 to 2303 and encodes 677 amino acids. The record is from RefSeq and is a predicted model, not a curated record. The transcript is spliced from 10 exons. Lineage: Eukaryota; Metazoa; Chordata; Actinopteri; Salmoniformes; Salmonidae.
AAGUGAUUAACCGGAAGUCUACAGGACCCAAACUACGACCUGCAUCAAUUUGAAGAGAUAGCUGGAGUUUUUAUUUUUUAUUAAAACCAUUUGCUGGUUAGUUAGCUCGUUUUUUUGCUAUCUUUUUUGUUGUUGUUGGUAUUAUGCCUAAAUGAUGAAAUAGCGCAGCUGAACUCUUGAGUAUUAGCAAAUAUUCUCUGACUGAUAUCUGUGGAGCUGAUCUGCUGCAUGUUUAUUUAAUCUGCCUCGUUUUUCAUCUGAUACUGAGCAUGCCUGCUCCUUACCUUGAACAAAUUAGAAGAGCCAAGGAGUGGCAGGAUGCCAAAGUUACUUCCACCAUUACACCCACCUUGAAGAAGAUAUGCAUCAAAACAGUGAGUCGUCACAUGGAUGUCCUAGACAAGAAAGCUCUUGACCUACCAAUCUCACUGAUCAAGGAGCUCCUGCAGCAUUUAAACAUUGUUGAUCUGGAUAGAAUUCAGCCUGCAGUGAACCAGAAAGGAAUCUCCACCUCCUUUGUGUGGGCAGGAAUAUUGAGAAGAAUCUCUGGGCCUCGCAAAGGGAGUACUAUACUCACCGAAGAUGAAUGGAGGGAGAUAAGCAUGCAUAAGCUCUUUAACUUGGCCUUCUAUGGCUUCAGGUUCGGAGGUGAUACAAAAUACCUCCUGAAUGUCAACUUUAACUCCCUUCUCUUAGUCAUGGCCAAAUACAUCCAGCACCUGGUUCUUCGAACAUCACGACCACACGGCUACUUCUUCGCGAGGAGGUCCGUUCUGAGCGUUCUGGAGAAGGGUGUAAGGUGCAUUCAACUGGGAGAGAGCACUCAGCUCAGAGAGUGGCCCAGUGAUGUCUUAUACACCCUGCACCGUUUACUGGACCACGGGGCAGCCCGUGAUGUCAUCAUAAACCAGAGCCCAGAUCCUCGUCUGCUGGCUUGGAUUCUUCAUGGCAGGGGACCUCGGAGUAAAAGCCACCAAUGUCCAAUGGAGUCCAUGCAAGGUGAGAUGGUCAAAUGUUGCCAGGCGCCAAACACUGCAGGACGCAGCGCUGGAGAUGCUGAGGCAGCCAACUGCCAGGUCCUAGGGGAAGAGGAGCCUGAUGAAGAAGAUAAUAAUGGUGGGACCCCAUGCAAGCGUCCAAGGUUGAGUAUUGCCUCUGCGAAGGCAGAGCUUGACUUGACCAGCACUCCAUGCCAAUGUAUGGUACCCAAGCCAUUGUGCCAGAUGUUUAUUCCCUCGGCUGGUCACUCGGCAGAGAUUUGCCACAAGGGGCAAAUCCAUUCACUAAAGAUCAAUGACUUCAGGGGUGGAGUCUUCCCUGUACUGCUUCCUCUCCUGCCUUCUUGGCUGUGCCUCCACUCUCUAAGCCUGCAAAGUGCUUGGACCUUUGAGGAGGGUGAUGCGUUGAGCCUGGCAGAGUCUCUCCAGCAGCUGUCUGCUACACCAGGCUGCUCCCUGAUUGAGCUGAGUGUGGGGUCCCUGACACAUCCUGCUCUCAUGGAGUCCCUGCUGAAUGCAUGCCCCACCCUCAGGUCAUUCUCCAUGGAGAUCCACCCUGUAGCAGAGUACCACAGAGCCCCACUGAGAAGCAUUCCCCAGCCUGCACACCAUGCAGAACUCUCACUGGAGAAGCUGUGUGUGAAAGUACCCAAAUUGAGGACCAGUGUGGAGAGUCUGAUGUGUGUGUUGCUACGCUCUCCUCGCCUCACCUCACUUCACGUCUCAGGAAUCAAUAGCUCAACUGGCUUCUCACCCAGCCACCUCCUCAACACAGUGGCAGAGUCCAAUCGCCACCUGAAGGACCUCACCUUGGAGGAUAUCAACCUGUCUGAUUGUCACUGUGCAAUCUUCCAGCUACUGGAUAACUACUGUAUGUUGGAAGCGUUGUCAUUGAAGGACUGUCGGCUUCUGGAGAAAUGCAGUGACAAGGAAGAUGUCGUCCGACAGCUGGUUAAUUCUCUCAAAAAGGUUCCAUCUCUCCAGUCUCUAAACCUGGCUCAAAACCGCCUCGCCAAGACUGUGACAGUUUUGGGGGAACUCUUCAAAGGACCCUCACCAAGCACAGUGAAAGAGCUGGACAUCAGCUCCAACUUCAUCCAGCCUCCUGAGCUGCUAGAGUUAGGGAAGUUGUUGGAGACCCACCGUCCUCCCCAGAGACUACUCCUCACCCUGAAGAGCAACCCACUGGACAGAAACAUGGAGCUGAGGGACACGGCUCUGGGCACGCUCAGCCACCUUUGUGACCUCAUCACCGACCACUGGAACUCUAGGGACACCAUGGCUGACCACAUCAGCAUCAUGUGAACAAGGUCUUAGGUCAUGUGAAUGGAGUAGGGUGAAGUUGCCUCUAGGUGCUGAUCUUAGGACAGUUUUGUGAGGAAGAGGAAGCUGGUCCAAGACCUCUAGAUAGGGGAACCUUCGCCUCGUAAUCCUGCGAAUUCUGGGUUGUGUUCAUUAGUAACACUAAAACGUUUUGCAAUGGAAAAAAAUAUGAGCAUUGUUUUUUAGACAAGAACAGAUAGUACUUCCCUGUUUCACUCCAGUUCGGACCAACUGAACAUGACCCUGGAUAAAAUCUUGUUCCUUAACCUGAAGUGAACAAACAUUUGCUGCUACCCAAGAGACGUUCCUGGAAAUCGAAAUUGCUUCAGUUUUAAGUCUUUUGUAAGGAACUUUUGUAAGGAACAAUAUUUUCCAGUUUACAACACAUAUAUAUGUUGCUGUUUUGUAUGUGGCUGUUGCAGGCUUAAUAAGCCAAAAACAAUGUGUUACAUAAAUACAAGUGGCCUUAUAUUUGGCAUUUUAAAUUGUGAAAUAAUGGCAUAAGAGCUUAUUCAGCAUCUUUAUUGUUGAUAUAUUGUCAUGUUUGUAAUGCAGCAUCUGCAGCCCUUAAAAAUCAUGUUUGUUGUUUUUUUUGGGUCAUUGACCUAGAACAGGGAUAGGCAACUGCGGAUCAGUUACCGAGUCACUCAAUUAGCCGAUGUCAUCAAAACAUUUUUAGAUUUCUGGCUAGACUAACUUACCAAUCUAAUCAUGGUCGAAUUACUGACCGGGGGGACCCCAUUUGAUUUUGUAACUUACAGUCUGAUAUAUUAAAACUGCAAACAUCUGUGAUGGAAAAUUGUAUUGUUUGUACUUUUCAAAUAACCAAUUUCUGUGUUCGAUGUUUGUGCUUUUCUAAUAACCAAUUUCUGUGUUCAUGCAAGUAUGUGACUGAACGAAUCCUCACCAUCAGUAUCUGCAAUUUGGCAGUACGCCCAGAAACUUGUUUUAAGAGAUUUUCAAGGUCUCAGCUUGGAGAGAAGAAGCCUUGUAAGGUAUUGGUCUGUCCCAUGCAUGAACCCAACAUUAAUGAUGAAUUUAUUAUGAAUAAGAUAAAUCAUGCAAAUAUAAUUUGUCUGUAAGCAGUAUAAAAGAUAUCUAACGGGACUGCCCCAAUAGAGCUCCGUUAAGACCGGUACUUUACGCAUCUACAUUUGACUGUGACCUCUCCAGCUUCCUGUUAAUAAACAAUGAUUCAUUUAA